Molecule: messenger RNA, 1032 nt
Organism: Corylus avellana
Lineage: Eukaryota; Viridiplantae; Streptophyta; Magnoliopsida; Fagales; Betulaceae
Source: RefSeq, a predicted model, not a curated record
AUGGAAAUAAAGGAUGCCUCGAGUACAGCUGUUCUUGAAGUUCUUGAGAAAGAUAAUUAUGUGGCUUGGAGUGUUCGGGUGAAAACCUAUUUGAUGGCUCAAGAUCUCUGGGAAGUUUCAUGCGGGCCGGACGCAUUGUCUGAGAUUAGGGAGACCAGUUCGGCUAAAAGUGCAUGGAAUAUUUUGGCAGAAAAGUACAACGUCUCUAAGAAUACUAACUCAGUUGUUCUUCAAGUUCUUGAGAAAGAUAAUUAUAAGGAAUGGAGUGUUGGGGUGAAAACCUAUUUGAUGGCUCAUGACCUUUGUGAAAUAAUUGAAGCAACCACCGAACCUCCAAAACAAGAAGAUGAUGAAGCUGCUUUUAAGGCUUGGAGUAAGAAGAAUUCCAUGGCCUUACAUGUUAUCCAAAUUUCAUGCGGACCAAACACAUUUUCUAAGGUUAUUGAGAUUAGUUCCGCAAAAAUUGCUUGGGAUAAGUUGGCAGAAGAAUAUAACUUGCCCAACUCAGGCAGCGACAACAAUGGGAACGUUGACCAUGUUCUUCGACAUGAGGCCUUAAACAAGGCAGUGCGUAGUGGUGAUUGGAACACUGCAGAGGAGUUUCUAAACGGCAAUCCCGGUGCAGCAAGGGCACAAAUCACACUUUUUGGCGAGACGGCUCUUCACGUCGCUGUUAAUGGAGGGCAUGAAGAUAUAGUGGAGAAGUUGGUGGAUUUAAUGUCGGAGCAAGACAUGGAAAUACUUAAUAGCUUUGGUAACACAGCUCUGUUUAAUACAACUGUUGCUGGAAACUACAGGAUGGCAGCGUGCAUGGCUAGAAAGAACAGCAACUUGCUCAGCAUUAUAGAUAAUCAGGAUAAACAAAUUCCGGUUGUUAAGGCUAUUUUCUAUGGGCAUAUAGAAUUGGCUCGCUAUCUCUAUUCUCUCACUCCACGGGAUGAUCUAACACCAGAAAAAGGCGUCCACGGGGCUACACUUUGUACCCAGGCUAUAUAUACCAGAAAUUUAGGUAACAACCAACUCUUCGCCUAA